This is a messenger RNA of Colletotrichum navitas, 573 nucleotides long. RefSeq lists its product as uncharacterized. The record is from RefSeq and is a predicted model, not a curated record. Lineage: Eukaryota; Fungi; Ascomycota; Sordariomycetes; Glomerellales; Glomerellaceae. The transcript is spliced from 2 exons. Bases 1 to 573 code for a protein of 190 amino acids.
AUGACUCUGGUCCUUUUGUAUGGUAAUGAAACCAACAUCAGAGACUGCGGCUACUCAAAAUGGGGCCUCGUAAUCUACCGCACAACCUACGCCCCCGAGUCAACCCUGAAAUGGGACCAGUUCAAAGCCCUCGUCCUCUCCAACCUUCGCAAGCGCAUCACCGACUCCCCCGCCCCAGAGAUCCUCCAAAACAUGGACUUCAUCUUCAUCGAUGACCAUUCCCUGGACAACAUCUCCAUCGCCGACCUGCAGCGUCGUUUCCGGACCUGGGUCGAGUCCGAGAACAUGGUCCCCUUCAAGCCAAGCCAGAGCGACCCGCGAGAAAUAGUCUACGUGCCCCGCGGCGCUAGGUACGAGUUCUUCAUCAUGGCCGACGAGCUCGCUCUGCUCUCCCCCUGCGUCAAGCUAGUGCGUGGGCUUCCCGAGCCCGAGAACCCGGAAGAGAUCGGGCGCGAGCACGCCAAGGUCCGGCACAUUGCCGUCGAGACCGAGCUGUACAAUGAGCUGGGCGAUCCGAAUGCCCCUUAUACGGGGCGGCUUUUGCCUAGGCACCUGGUCGCCCAGGGCUAUUGA